GGGAGGGCUGUGCGGGAUGGCGGGGCCUGGCGCCGCGGCCACUGCUCUGUGCUCCGCCCCGGGGGGUGGGCACUGACUGAGGGGAGAGGGACGGAGAGAGAGAGAGAGAGGCUCAGGCCGAGGCCGAGGCCUGGAGUCCGAGGCCGACAGGACCAUGUUGUGGCAGCAGGUACGUGGGGACAAGUUGGCCGUUUGUGCGUCGGAUCUAAUUUACAGCUGAUUGCACCUGUGUGUGGACUCGGUAGCCAUGGAAACUGGCGGCCGCGGAGAGACAGCUGGAACAAAGGCUUUGUCUGCCGGCCGCGGGGAAGUUGCCGGAGGGAACCAGGCCCAGGGGACAGCUGUGGACGCGCCAUCUGAGUGCACUGAUGCCACUGUUGCUGAGCAGUCGUCUGGGAAGCUGAAGAAAACGGCGUUCAAACUGUUCGGAGGGAGGAAGAGCAUUUGCACACUACCGAGCUUCUUCACGGCAAAGAACAAAGGACAGGGAAAGGGGUCGUCCAGAAAGGGAAUCAGUAAGAGCAAAACCCACGACGGGAUAAGCGAAGCGGGGCACGGAAACAGACAGAAGGAAGGGAGCGAGAGAUGUGCUGAUAAUCUGUCGAGCGGGGACACUAAUUCCCCUGGUCGUAGCUUUCCCGCGGGCAGAAGCUUGUGCAUCUCCAGAAGUGAGCACACUGCACUCGAUCCCUGCGUGAAGUCUGAUCUCCUUAAAGGUGAAGCGCUCCAGCCGCAGAACCCCGAAGGCUUUGUUCAGAAGCGGAGCGCGGACAAGUCUUUGGCCGCCGGCAGAUCAAAGAAAGGAUUGAGGGGGCUUUUCAACAGCAUCAGGCGCCACAAAAAGAACAAAGCUGCCGAUUCUGUUAAAGAGGAGCCGCUGGAACUACAGCUUGAUAGCAAGCAGCCCGAUGUUGACGUUGCACACGGGGAACAAGUGACUGUGGACCCUUGCAGCGUACGAGCUGAAUUUAAGAAGGACUUGGCCGAGGAGAGUAUGCUACAAGCUUCCUGUAAGAUGAACAGCUCGGGCACCAGCGAUCCUGCGAAUAGAACCGGGGCCACGAGUUACGGAAACUCUCCGCCCGAACCUCACGCCCUCAAAGCAAGACCCGGACACGCUUUAAAGACGAAGACGAGGGACUUUAGGUCGUCCGGCACGGAGGUACGGGCAGCCCACCUGGGUGAAGUUCAGACUUCGCACAGUGGUAAGGCAGGUGCUGCCGCUCUUCACAUGAACUUUAGCUGCGGCAGCAUGCCUGACAUUGUCAAGCCCGAGUACACGGACCACGAUCCAUCAUCGGGGCACUCCUUUGAUCAGAUCAGCUUGGCCUUUGGCGACGUGACGUCCCUGAAGAGUUUCGACUCCCUCACGGGCUGCGGGGACAUCAUUGCUGACCACGACGACGAUAGCCUGGCCGAGAGCACCAUGUCGGGCGAGCGAGGCAGAGCCGGGGCCAAGCGCAGCUCCUGCCUGGUCACGUACCAGGGCGGCGGGGAGGAGAUGGCCACUCCAGACGAGGUGGAUGACACCUACCUCCGGGAGCUGUGGGAGAAGGCGGCUCCGGCAGCCACCAACUACGACUCCGGGCGGCACGCAGUGGAGGACGACUCCGACGACUUGCUGUUGUCGCCCAGCGAGCACGAGUGUUCAGGGCUGCACAUCAGCCUGGCCGACCCCGGCAUCCCCCGAGGGAUUGCGGACAGCGCUAUCAACAGCAGCGAGCUGGUCACCCCGCAGAGCGACCACCAAGAAUCGGCGCCGAACAGCGACGAGGGCUACUACGACUCCACCACCCCAGGGCACGACGAGGAAGGGGGCGACACCAUCGGCCAGAGCCAAAAGGAACGACUGCCGAGGGACAGCUACAGCGGCGACGCUCUGUACGAGCUCUUCGUCGAGCCGGACGACAGCCUGACGACUUCCCCGCCGAGCGACGAGACGUCUUUCGAGACGAAAUCUCCGCCUUUCGAAAGCAUGUUCCCGCCCUUUUCGAGUUACGCCGCUCGCGGCGACCGGGACGCUGCGUUCUCCGCAGAACGGGAGAAGUAUCUGGCAGAUCAUCAGGCCCGCUGGCAGCCGAACGCAAAGAAUCCGCAGCCCAAAAAGGGAUCGGGCUUCAAGGAAAAGGAGAAGUUUCCAAGCGAACUGUACGAGGCUGAAUUCGAUCGCAAGGUCGACCUAGGAACUGUCCACCUGAUGGCCAAAAUGCAGCAGGUGUACGCGAGCGUGGAACCACUUGCGUCGCACACUUCGAGCAGACGUGCGAAGGCGAAAGAUCAUUACUUCCCCGACGCAGUCGACGAGCAGAACUGGUCUGGUCUCCAGGGGGUGAGCUGCCUCAGAGAACCCGAUCACAAGCACGCAGGCAGCAGGCAGAGCGCUCACGGGAGCCACAGCUGCGGAAGGGUUCACAGUAAGUUGGCGGCAGCGGCGAACGGCGGUUACGAGUCUAACGGGGAAAAGCGCAGAAGCCAACUCGCUGAAAAGAGUGGGAGCACUCAGGAUAAAUGUGAACAAGCCAUCAGUUACUCCCAGGCUCUGGUUGAAUUCACAGCCAACAGAAAACUUUUCCCCAACCUCUCCGAAACUCUCGGGAGCUCCGAGUCGAGCUCUUCGUUCACACAGAAUAUCCACGCACUGCCGACCAUGGUCACCUUCGAUGUCGUUGACGUCGAAAACGAGGGGGAAUGCGAUCAGCAGAGUGAGAUGGUCACCGACGAGGAGAUUUCGGCAUCUUACGAGGCCUUCGACGACAAUUAUCACGACUGUGAUGACAGGAUAUUACAGAUGGGCGCCCAGAAUCCAUUCCUCGGCAAUGCCUGGGGCGCUACCAGUCUUCCCCGGCACGUUAAUCUUUAUAAACUAGGCCCGUCGUCGCCAGCUCCACUGUCCUAUAACAGAAGGAGCAGGUCUCUCGAUACGGACAGCUUGGAAUCUGAACUCACUGACUUGUAUCUGUCAAAGGUCACGGCAGUGUCUAAGAGCACCCCUCAGUCUCCUGAAGCAUCUCCAUGUGAGCGGGAUGGCAGAAAAGCUUCCACCCUUUAUUGGCUCGGCAGUUGUAAAAGAAACUGCCAGGCGGGUUCUUUGGAAAGUGGAGAGAAUACGUCCUCUCCAAACCGUUCGGGGCUGAAGCUCGCUAAAUACAAGGACGUUCCUUUGUCUCCCAGGCGUAAGAGAAACUCUUCUUCACCUCGGUCUUUCUGCCCCCCAGAUACAGCCGCAGGAGAACAACACACUGUUGGCCGUGUUGAGGAUUCAGGUUUACGCUAUAAACCCAAUGGCGUUAAGCCGCCAACUCAAAGCCAGUCUACUUUUAAAAGGACUCCAGAAGGGGCCACGAACACCGUGCCUCAGAACCCUAGGAAAAUGGUCAGACCAUCUCACCUACCUUUGCAGAACGAGCCCUGUCGGAUGCAGCCGGUGACUGGGGUGAUCAGCUUUUCAAGGGAAAACACCAACGGGAAGGUGGCUUGCAUCUCGCCCUUAAAGGAGAAACAGGAGGGUGUUUUUUACAAGACUUCGACUGCGAGUCAGUACUCCGACUCUGACUUUCAGGUGAAGAAAUGCAAACCUGCAGGGAUUCCUCAGGUGGUGUCUCCGUUUCACGCCAACAGUGCGGAAAGUGUCAAGUGCACCGCACAUUCUUCUGGACACUACGGAACUGCCAACAGCAGCAUGUUUAAAGGGAGAGGCAAUCUCGCAAUGAAGGUUCCUGUUGGAUGGAAUCAAAACACUACGAUGGACGUGUAGUUUUUGACAUUUGAGA
This is a messenger RNA of Callorhinchus milii (elephant shark), 3770 nucleotides long. RefSeq names its product APC membrane recruitment protein 1 (gene amer1). Gene Ontology annotation, molecular function: phosphatidylinositol-4,5-bisphosphate binding; beta-catenin binding. The transcript is spliced from 3 exons. Gene Ontology annotation, cellular component: plasma membrane. Gene Ontology annotation, biological process: regulation of canonical Wnt signaling pathway. The record is from RefSeq and is a predicted model, not a curated record. Bases 248 to 3754 code for a protein of 1168 amino acids. NCBI's taxonomy places the organism in Eukaryota, Metazoa, Chordata, Chondrichthyes, Chimaeriformes, Callorhinchidae.